AACAUCAAUUGUAAGCAACAAAUCACAGACAUGAAAUUCUUUGUUUUGUUUUUAACUGUGUCCGCUGUCACAGGUUCGCCUUUAACUGAAGAAAGUUCUCAAUAUCGCUUUAAAAGAAGGAUUACUGCUGACCUAACUGAGUUUCCGUACCAUGUUCAACUGGUGUACAAAUAUAAAGUACCCUUAAUUACAAGAUGUAGUGGGGUUAUAAUUUCCGAAAACUUAGUAGUGACUACUGCCAACUGCGUUAGUAUGUCACCUACGGCAAUAAUUACUGGUAUUCAGCAAAUGGAUGAAAUUUCGCCUUUUAGACAAAUGGGAAAAGUAAAAAAGGUGAAGAUUCACCCCUCAUACAGUAGUAUUACCGGAACUUACAACAUUGCAUUAAUAAUGCUCGAAUUUCCCUUAACAUUCAACUCAGCUGUAAAUAAAGUUGAACUACCGCCAACUUCGUAUAAACCAAACAACACUGCGAAACAAAUAGCAUGGGCACGGCAAUCAUUAUCUCUUAAAUACACAUUAGAAGUUACGGGCAAACAAAUAUCCAACUGCAAUUCCAGAAUGAUUUCGGUCAACCUACUGCAAUUACUUAGAGCAUUGGUAGAAGGUGAUCAUGUGUUGUGUGCAAAAGGGGAAAGUCCAUUAUCAGAGUGCCACAAAUUUUCUGGAGAACCGUUGGUACAAGAUAAAUAUCUUAUCGGAUUAUCCAUCACUGGUUUUGAAAAAUGUAAAGUAAUUGCUUCUACCUCAGUUUACACCAAUGUAGCAAAGUAUGUCGGUUGGUUAACGUCAGAAAUGGGAUCAUGUUCUCCGAAUUCAAAAGAAAGCACAGAAUCGCCUACAGGAUUCACAACCGCAUCUUCUGUGGUGUAACGUCUCCUUCUCAAGUAACAGCAAAGUAAUCUGCCCAAUUACCUGAAGAUUAACCAUUAAUUGUUUAUUAUUGAAGAUUCCUUUUGUAUAAUAGAUACGAUUACGGUUAGUACAAUUUGUAAGGAGGGUCUACGAUCAUUGGGUAAUUUAGCACUUAUUAAGGGCAUGUUGUUAUAAAAUAAAUUACUUACUUAACUUU
Messenger RNA from Agrilus planipennis (emerald ash borer), 1072 nucleotides. Its product is annotated as mast cell protease 2-like. The record is from RefSeq and is a predicted model, not a curated record. The transcript is spliced from 4 exons. Gene Ontology annotation, biological process: proteolysis. Lineage: Eukaryota; Metazoa; Arthropoda; Insecta; Coleoptera; Buprestidae. The coding region runs from base 31 to 873 and encodes 280 amino acids. Gene Ontology annotation, molecular function: serine-type endopeptidase activity.